GCGAAGGUUCUCCCCACCCUCCGCACUACUCCUGUUUGGGAAGUGAGGGUCGCCUUCCUUCCUCCCUCCCUCCUCGCCUCUUUCCUUCCCAAGGCCAGCGCUGCGCCUUCAUCCCGCCACCGGCGCGGCGCUUCCCACCCACUGCCGGGGCUCCCGCGGGGUUCGGGGAGCCGAUGCGGCGGUCGGAGGGAGGGAGGGAGGCUGCGGCUACUGCGGCGGCGGCUCUGCGGGGCGAGGAGCUUCACCUGCGGCUCUGCCUGGCGUAGCCUCUUCUCUCGAUUCACGGCUGCUGUUGCUGCUGCUGGCGCUGUCCGCGGGCGGCGGUGCUGAAGUGCGGCGGCGGCAGCUUUGCAGGCGCUUCACCUGCGGCGACGGUUGUGCCUGGCGGCGCCUCUGCUACUAUUACUGCUGCUGCUCCGGGCGCUGUCCGAGGGCUGUGGUGCUGAAGUGCGGCGGCGGCAGUCGCCUCCAGCUCAGGAGCUUCCCCAGGCGUGGGGCGGUGGGGGGGGGGGAGAAGAUAUAAAGACGCGUCCCCCCCACCUCCUCCUCCUCCUCCUCUCUACCCCCUCCCUCCCGGCUUCCUCCUCCUCCUGGCGGCUUAAGAGAUGCUGGUCCGCUGAGCGGCGGCGGCGCCGACCAUGAGUUCCUCCUCGGUGCGCAAGAGCGAGUCCAAGACGUCCUUACUGCGGACGGGCGGCGGCGGGAGCGGCAGGCGGGCGCCCAGCGAACCGCAGCCGCGCAGCUCCGGGGGCCGCACGGAAGGCAGCCCCGAGCCCAGCGCCAGGAGGCCCCUGUGCCACCCAGGAGCCGGCGCCACAGUCUCCUCCAACGGCAGCUUGAGGAGGCACCACCAGCAGCAGAAUCGCCUGGGGGAGCCCGACGAGGCGGAGGCGGCACCGCGGAGACGCGGGAGCGGCCGGGCGCGCGGCUCCUCUCGGAGUGCCAGCCAGGAGGCGGAGAGCGACGGGGUAGCGACGGCGGGUCGGGGGCAGGACUUGGGCGGCAAACGAGCCAGCCGAGAGUCCCUCCAGCUGCCCGACGGAGCGUCCCCCAAAGGCACCUCCGGCGGCAGCGGAGGCGGCGGCAGCAGCAAGAGCUCCGCCGCCUCCAAACCCGGCGCGGAAGUCGACCCACUCUUCCACCAGCUCCACCCCAUCCUCAGCUCCGUCUUUGGCCAGGACAGAGAGCUACGGCCAGAAGAAAUAGAUGAACUGAGAGAAGCCUUCAAGGAGUUUGAUAAGGACAGGGAUGGCUACAUCAACUGCCGAGACCUGGGCAACUGCAUGCGCACCAUGGGCUACAUGCCAACGGAAAUGGAACUCAUUGAGCUCUCCCAGCAGAUCAACAUGAACCAGGGUGGCCACGUAGAUUUCGAUGACUUUGUGGAGCUGAUGGGACCAAAGCUUCUGGCAGAGACGGCAGACAUGAUUGGGGUCAAGGAGCUACGCGAUGCCUUCAGGGAGUUCGACACAAACGGUGAUGGAGAGAUCAGCACCAAUGAACUACGAGAAGCAAUGAAGAAGCUGCUUGGGCAGCAAGUGGGGCACCGGGACAUAGAAGAUAUAAUAAGGGACGUCGACCUGAAUGGAGACGGACGAGUGGAUUUUGAAGAGUUUGUCAGGAUGAUGUCCCGCUGAGUAUGGUUCUUGGGCUGAAAACGAAUCAGCAGCUGAGGGAAGACGAGGACCUGAAUGGAGCGCCCAGCCCCAAUGUUCCUAUGCAAAGGCUGACGCACUGGCUGCGCUCGAGACAGUGCGAGACGCCAACCUGCCUCUCUGACCCAAAGUGGCCCUGAUGCUCCUUCACCCUUCCACACUGUGAAAAAAGACGAUCUCCAGCAACUGGAAGCGUUCCUGGGUGACGCUGGGCUCCAGGACCAGCCACGUUUGCAAGCGAAGGUGACAACUCUUUCCCUGCCUUGACUCUUCCGGCAAGCACUGCAAAGGUGAAAGAGAAGGAAGGGGUUCUCUCAAACUGGUGGCUUAUGGCAAAAAGCCACCUGGGAUUGGUGCCUGCCACGGAUUGCACUCUUUUCCUUGGUGAACUGACUGUGUAUUGGCCUCAUGCCUCCUUGUGUUGUUAAUCAUCUGUGUUGAGUUAUUUAUAGCCUCCCCGGAAUGUUCUUGUGUCUCCCUGCGGUUAUGUUAAUGAGAGCAAAUAUAUCUUUGAAAUGCAAAACAUAAAUAACAAGAGCAAGA
Messenger RNA from Podarcis muralis (Common wall lizard), 2198 nucleotides. It is a transcript of the gene CABP1, whose product is annotated as calcium binding protein 1. Gene Ontology annotation, molecular function: calcium ion binding; calcium channel regulator activity. Gene Ontology annotation, cellular component: cytoplasm. Lineage: Eukaryota; Metazoa; Chordata; Lepidosauria; Squamata; Lacertidae. The record is from RefSeq and is a predicted model, not a curated record.